AGAAGUCGACAGAGUCAGGCGUGCUCGAUAAAUAGACGUGUAUAUAUAUAUAUAUAUAUAUAUAUAUAGGAAAAGGUGGGACUAUCUAGGUCAAAAUCUGCUUAAUGUUGUCUUGGUGCCAUUUGGUUUAACAAUUGGUGCCACUGAUGAGAAAAAUAUAUCAGUGUAUUUGUUAAAGGCAUUAGAUGGACUAUUAAUGGUUCUCCGUGAAAAAGUCAGUCGUUUAUCAAAGUAAAAGAAAAAAUUAUUUUCUUUCAAGGAAAGGCUAUGAUUUAACUUAAGAUAUAAGAAUGGGAUGCUCAUCUAUUAAAUCAUGAUAAUAAUUUAUUAUAAUAAUGAUGACGAAAAAAAAAUGAUGGUUUAUCUGUCAUGUGUUCAUAUGAAAUUCAGGCUUCUAAUGGCCCAAGUAUUAACAAAUCGACGAGUUCCAUUAUUUGUUAUCUUGCUCAAGAAGUGACAAAGAACGGUGAUAAUGUGCAUCGUUCUCCGAAGCCAACUGUACUGGGUUUUGUAUAACUACUGUGCUUAUGCAUGAUUUUCGAGUAAAUAAUUAUCUAUUAUAAAUUCAGAUCCUCAUCACCUGAAGUGUGAUGGAUAUGUCGACGAUAUUCUUUUGUCCAAAUCGUGCGUCAGGUUAACAAAGUUGCCAAAAUUGUUUUUAAACGCAACCAUAUAUGACACAAAAAUAAAAUGCCUUAACUCGUCAUAUAUAUACCACAGAAUACUUUAAAUUUCUUUAUAAAGGUACUCACUUUGACACAUCCUUAAAAUGUAGUAACACGUAUAACCGAAUCUCACUCUCACGCAUAGAACCGCAGGGUAGUCAUGUAAUAGAACUCUACGUAAUGAUCUUUACAAAACCUACUGCCAGUUUGGCUUGGAAAACAUAACGUUGUGACAGCUGAAAUGGUUGCUUCUUUAUGGCCUAAUAAAAGCUUGAUAAAAUGCAAAAAGAAACAAUAUUGUGUGUCAAAUAGUUCGACCUUUCGACAUUUGGUGGAAGAAACAUCGCGAAUUGCGUUACAUUUCUGGCUUUUAUGCAUCUUAGAAAUGAUGACCACUUGAUAGUAUUCAAGUCUUGAAUUAAUGCUUCGUUGUUAGAGAAAACAAAGCGGCCUACGUUGCCAUCUUUCGUUGUAUAUUUUUCGUGGUUUCAUAUUUGCAUCAUUUAUAAAUUAUUUAUCCGAUUCUUAUAAAGAAACUAAACAUUCAAUCAGUAAAAAAUUUAUAUUUAGGAAUUAAAAAAUUAUACUACUUGCAUGUUAACUGAUAGUGAUUGGAAUAGAAUCACAAACAAUAUAUCCUCAAUCUAGCUAAUAGAUUUUUGCUUUACUUGGGAUACUUAUACAUUGAUAAGCUUAUGUCUUGAUUAUAAUUCUUCCUCGUUAAAAGUCAGCUAAACAGUUACAGGACCUUUUUUAAAAGCAUCAUCUACGAUGUCGCGCACUAGCUUUCGUAGGAAUAUAGUAAAACAGUGUCACUUUUUUCCACAAAAAAAGACUAAAUACAACAUAUGGCUAAGUUUCUCGUUGAUGUGAAAUUAAGAACUUCUUAAUGUGCGAGAGCUCUUUUCGUGAGCUGUUGUUCUAUCGAAAAUUCGACACUCCCAGCCGGCGCAGCCGCAUCGUCACCAGCAUGUGCUACCAACACAACAAACAGAUCAUUUAGACGUGCUAUAUACUGCGCCUCUCGCAAAUGUGGGCCGAUGCUAGAGCACAAGUUCUUGAAAAAAAUAAGUCGAAGGCGCGUAAUACUAAGAAAAAGGAUAAGGAUGAUGGGGAGUUUGACGUUGAACGAGUGCGCUUCGAAGUUCUUAAAUUUGGAAUCGACAAUGAUAUGGAACGAGAACGGAGACUGAACGCUAAACAGAAGCUCCUGGUACAACUCGGAGCCAAGCCACCUAAAAACCAAUACCUGAAUUACAAGAAGCUUAAGGAACAACUCAAAGCCCAAAAGGAGGAACAACAUUUACCACUUCAUAGCAUGAUGGGUCAAAAAUCAACGAUCAAGUCACAGUUAUCGAAACGAAAGAGUAAAAAGCAGAGGUCGAUCGACAUUACGGCAGGGUACGGAAAGCUACGAAACGGGGAACUCAUUGUUGGAAAAGAUACGAGGAAAACAUUCAAGAGGAUUCAAAUGAAAGCACAAAAGAUGCAACAAGGAAAAGUUACGGGGAGGAUAGCCCCAAGGUAGAAUGAGCCUUGUUGUCGCAUUGUAUAUAUGAUAGAACAGAAAUAAAAGUUUCGCCUUUGAUAAAAAUUUCUACUUUUCGUUAGCUUCGCCUUUUAAGCUUGUUUUGUAGUUCCGAAUAAUUGGUAUUUUUGUAAUUUGUAGACAAAAGUUCAUUUAGUUUGAAUACUAGUUUCUGUAAUAGAACUACUGAAACUAGUCCUGCUUGCUGACAUCUAGAUGAACUUAGCAAAAUCUUUAAAUAUCUGCGUUUUUUAAUCUAACAGGUUGAAAACAGUAUGUUGUUUGAUACAAUAAAUAACAAAAUAUAUAUAACUUUAUUCGUCAUUGCGAUCAUGUGUCUUUUUUCUCAGUCUCCUCCUUGAACCUCCUCCCACUAUGUUCUUGUUCGCCAUUUCGCCUGGAAUUGUUUCAUACGGGCUCCUCAGCUUCUUCGUUAACAUCAUCCGCAAACAAGCAGCACUAGCAAUUUGCCACUAUUGCGUCUCGCUUCUUUCUGCAAUUCAUAACGUUUCUUUCUUCCUCUCUCCCUUUGUUGUUAUUAUUAGCAUUACCGUUGUUAUUACUUAUUAUUAUUAUAAUAUUAAUUAACUUAGCCAUUUUAUAGCAAUGCCCAAGGUACAUGGGGAUUUGGUUGCAUCAUCCACUCAUAUUUUUUUGACAUCAUUUAUGACAUCGUUACUUAUUGUCAUUAUAUCAAUGUCUCAUUUGCUUCAUUAUACUCAAUUGUUAUUCAUUUUUCGCUUCAAAGCGAAGCAUGUACGCAGUUGUCCUUAUUCAUCCUACAGUUAACGAUGAUACUCCAUUUUCCAUAAUUAGCUAGCAUGCGUUUGAGAAACCCCAUUGGCCAUUUUAGUCUUGUCAUUUUUGUGUGUGUCAAAUCUGUGCUGUCUGUCUAUGCUGUAAUGUAUUGAAACAAACACUCGGAUGUUUUUAUACUCGUCACCCCUAUAGAUUUCACAUUUUCCAUUCCUCAUUAAUAGUUUGCUCUUAACUACUUACUUAACAGUCAUUGUUGCUGUUUUAGCAUGAACACCAUCAUCCUUCAACGCGCAACAAUAUUCGAACGACGCCUAAUUAUGUAUUAUGUAUAGAAUAUAUUUAUAUGUAUAGUACAAUACGAAUAGGGAAAAAUGAAUGAGAGAAGGAGAAAGAGCAAGUGUCCCUUGAGCUCGCAGGAUUUCGCUUAGUGGAUAGAAAAUACAUAUUCGUGCCAGAAAGAUUAUUAUUAAUUCGAAGAAUCGGGGACGUCACGUCGAUGAGAGUUUAUUCAUAUCAUUAAUGAAGCAGUAGUAUCGAAUAGUAGUUCAUGCUAGUAUUGAGGAGAUGAGGAUGACGUUAUCCAUUUUAGUUAAUUUAAUGAUAAUAUUUUUCUGUAACUGUAUAAUGUCUCUUUCUCUUUCUCAUGCCGCUCUCUAACUUUAAUAUACAUAACAUCUUAAUUUAACAUAUACAUAUACGGAAAAUAUAAUGCGUUAACUCUCGUCAAAUUUGUCAUCGUUGUUACAAUUGUGAUCAUGUUUGCUGCUGCUGCCCUUAUUACGGUCUCUUGUAGUUAAUUUGUUGUUAGUAUUAGAUAUGAUCAUUCUCGUUAUAUGUUAGCGUGGUAAAUGUUGUGAGCAUGUUCUUAUAAUAGGUUACAAAAUAUUAAUAAUCAAUAUGAUUAAGCUGUACAAGCCAAUUCCAGCUUUUCUGUUUUCUAGUCUUUAUGCGUUUACAUGAAAAUUGUUUCACAGCUUCCGAUCAGUUAGGUCGCCAACUUCAAUUCAAAUGUUCAUGAUUAGACCAUCUCCAAGUUUUCGUUUGUCGUUGUCGGGUGAUACCUAUAAAUGAACCGUCUUUGUGUUUCUUCCGCUCAUCAAGGGUGUUUUCCUUACAGGCUGAUGCUAUCGAUCUCUUGUAGCCAUCCUGUUAUACUCUCAAACGUAGAUCUCAUUACGAUUGUUUGCGGCUUCUUCAAACAAAACAUACCGUGCUCAAAUACAUCGAUUAUUGUUGCACCAUAGCUUACAUUUCGGUGACACUUUUGCCGAUUUGCCAUCUUUGUUUUAUCUUUCUUUCGAUUCGGAAUAAAAACAUUUUGUCCCUUUUCUGAUUUUCAUUCGCAAGCGAGCGCUAGCAAGAAUUAGGUAGAGAAAGGGAUUCUAUCAACAUGACGAACGAACAAAGGCAAGCAAAAAGCCUUACAUCCAAUGCAGUAUAUAGAAUAGAUAACGAUUGUCGAUAGUAAUAAUGAUAAUGCGCAAGGCCCGGUUAAUUUGGUCAACAGUAUGUGUACAGAUAGAUCACUUGGUUAUUUUCAUUGUAGGUGCUUUUUCAAAUCGUUAAGAAACUGUUGCACGAACAACGCAGGGCGCUGGAUCAGCGUUUUCCAUAACAUUUUAACAACACAUCUAGUUGUUAUCAUUGUUAUUCUGUAAUGUCGACUUAUCAUCACAAAUAUACACAUAAAUUACAAUUGUCACUAAUAUUUUCAUGCUUUUAUUAGAUCAUAUGCGAUCGGUUGAAGUCUUGUUUCUAUCAUAAUAAAACAACAGUUCGCAAGCUCAUCAAGCGAAAUGCGCCUUUUGUUUCGAUCUUGCGAGAAACAACCUCCAUCACAGACCGUCCAUUCUUUUCUGUACUGAAACAUGUAUUGACGUUUUUAAGUGCACGUAUACAUCUGUAGCACAUUGUGUCUAUACGUGGUGUCGAUUGUGCGGCAGACGAUCAAUUCCAUUAUUAGGGCAUUGAGACCAGCAUCAUAACUAACAUGGUGAUUACGUGAUUUCUCCAUUAUGAGUAAUCCUUACAAAUGGCUCUGUCUGUUCUCCGUGUACGCUAUGAAGCCAACAGGUGUUAAUUUUUCUCUUUUCUUUAUCAACACCCUGCAAGACAGGAAUGACAAGCACACCAGCAAUAACGUUAACCGAUUACCGCUAGCACGUCAUCAUCGCCGCAAUAACCGAUUACCGUUGAUCCUAAUAAUUUUAUCCUAUCACGCGUCGCGCAUUCGUCAUCUGUGUCAUCAAGGCGUUAGUUCAACAAAUAUGUUGCGUUUACUCGAUUGCAGCGUUCGAUCUUUGAAAUUGCUCGAGAAAUAGCACCUUUAUUACCAUAUCAUUGUUGGCGCCGUCGCUGCCUCUGCUGCUUCCACAAACAAGUGUUUAUAACUCACUCUGCUUCCUCGUCCGAUAUCGCUAUUCCAGUCCUUGUCGACGUCUCACAUGAGGAAAAAAAGUAGGUUAGUAACAAGGUUUUUUGCCUGUCGACCAUCACUAUUAUCAUCAUCAUCUUUCAUAUGCAACACCACGUGCGAACCUCACCCACGAGCAUCAUUACCACAACGAACAUUGCUUUCGAAUUAUACCUAGGCUUUUUCCUGCCUUUUGUUACACGCAACUUAGAGCACAGAAAAGGGGGACUGGGGUAAACAUGUGAUAAACAGGCAGGUGUGUGCGUCUUUGCGGAUGGCAGAAUAGUAUCAGCAUGCGCGCUUACGAAACAACAGAGAGUAACAAGUAGCACCAUCGUCUUCGCCGCUAUAGGCUAAAGAACUCGUGUUGGAAGAUGAGUCAAAGGUCGUGCUUGUGGAGGCAGGGGCAGCAUUAUUUCUCAUUGCGAUAUUGUAGCCAUUCGCAACGGUAUUCAAAGGUGGCCAACUGUUGCGCUCGUCAGUUCCCGGCAAAUAUCCUUGCAUCUAUGUAAUUGCGUUACGCAAUUGUUACAAUUAUUAUUGUACAAUACACCUGGUAAUUAGUCAACGAUCUUAGAGUUUUCUCUCUCUAUUCUAUAUUUUCUGUUUGUUCUACACAAGUCGGUGUAACAGCCGUAACUCAGUCCGGGGCUGUGGACACAGACGCUGCCUCCUCAAAUAUAAAACUAGUGACUUGUUAACUGUUAAGAUAAUUAUCAUAUUGGAUGGAUAGGCUACAAA
Molecule: messenger RNA, 6106 nt
Organism: Varroa destructor (honeybee mite)
Lineage: Eukaryota; Metazoa; Arthropoda; Arachnida; Mesostigmata; Varroidae
Product: 40S small subunit processome assembly factor 1
Source: RefSeq, a predicted model, not a curated record